Molecule: messenger RNA, 393 nt
Organism: Symbiodinium natans
Lineage: Eukaryota; Dinophyceae; Suessiales; Symbiodiniaceae
Source: the annotation of a GenBank genome assembly
AUGGUGGAUCUGCAGGGCCAGUUUGCACAACUACAGGACCAGUUUGUACAAGCUGCACAGCGGUGGAGCAGUAGCGUGCUGGCGCAAAACCAUCGUGUGGAGGAUCUUCAGAGGCAGCUACAUCAUCUAGCUGAUGAAGGGGAAGUGGCGGUACACAAUGAUGUUGAAGUGGAGCAGCACGGCGAUGUACCUCUAGCUAGCACAGACCAAUUUCAGCAGACGGUGGAAGACGCUGCAAGACACGGUAGCCACUCCGAUGCCUGCUUCGACAUGCAGCGAUUACGUGCACGGCACCAAGAGGAGAGAAUGCGUGUGAAACAGCAACGGCGUGCUGCUAGGUUGUGCAGACUUGAAAAUGAGAAGGACAGCCACGAAGGACUGCAGUUGCAAUGA